This is a messenger RNA of Hippopotamus amphibius kiboko, 1002 nucleotides long. RefSeq names its product ventral anterior homeobox 1 (gene VAX1). Gene Ontology annotation, biological process: brain development; central nervous system development; neuron differentiation. NCBI's taxonomy places the organism in Eukaryota, Metazoa, Chordata, Mammalia, Artiodactyla, Hippopotamidae. The record is from RefSeq and is a predicted model, not a curated record. Gene Ontology annotation, molecular function: DNA-binding transcription factor activity, RNA polymerase II-specific; DNA binding. The transcript is spliced from 3 exons. The coding region runs from base 1 to 1002 and encodes 333 amino acids.
AUGUUCGGGAAACCAGACAAAAUGGACGUUCGGUGCCACUCGGACGCAGAGGCUGCCCGGGUCUCGAAGAACGCGCACAAGGAGAGCCGGGAGAGCAAAGGCGCGGAGGGGACCCUCCCUGCCGCCUUCCUCAAGGAACCGCAGGGCGCCUUCUCCGCGUCGGGCGCCGCAGAAGAUUGUAACAAAAGUAAAUCCAAUUCAACCGCCGAUCCGGAUUACUGCCGCCGGAUCCUGGUCCGAGAUGCCAAGGGGUCCAUCCGAGAGAUUAUUCUGCCCAAGGGCCUGGACCUGGAUCGGCCCAAGAGGACGCGCACGUCCUUCACCGCGGAGCAGCUCUACCGGCUGGAGAUGGAGUUCCAGCGCUGCCAGUACGUGGUGGGCCGAGAGAGAACCGAGCUCGCCCGGCAGCUCAACCUCUCCGAGACCCAGGUGAAGGUCUGGUUCCAGAAUCGGCGCACGAAGCAGAAGAAGGACCAAGGCAAAGACUCGGAGCUGCGCUCGGUGGUGUCGGAGACGGCGGCCACGUGCAGCGUGCUGCGGCUGCUGGAGCAAGGCCGCCUGCUGUCGCCGCCCGGCCUGCCCGCGCUGCUGCCGCCUUGCGCCACCGGCGCGCUCGGCUCGGCGCUACGCGGGCCCAGUCUGCCGGCCCUGGGCGCGGGCGCUGCCGCGGGCUCGGCCGCCGCCGCCGCCGCCGCCCCGGGUCCCGCAGGCGCCGCGUCCCCUCACCCGCCGGCCGUGGGCGGCGCUCCGGGCCCCGGGCCCACCGGGCCAGGGGGACUGCACGCGGGCGCCCCGGCUGCCGGCCACGGCCUCUUCAGCCUGCCCGUGCCCUCGCUGCUCGGCUCCGUCGCCAGCCGCCUCUCCUCCACCCCGUUGACAAUGGCCGGUUCGCUGGCCGGGAAUUUACAAGAACUCUCCGCGCGAUACCUGAGCUCCUCGGCCUUCGAGCCUUACUCCCGGACCAACAAUAAAGAAGGGGCCGAGAAAAAAGCGCUGGACUGA